AUGGAAUCCAAUUCUCCCCUCAAGGCCCUUCUAUUUGGAGAUGAUAGCUUGUUCCUGAUUAAAGUUUCUUUAGAUCAAGCCUCGACCUUAAAAGGUAUUCUAGCUGAUUAUGGUGAUGUUAUAGGUCAGCUUAUAAAUCUUUAUAAGUCUUCUAUCACCUUUGGGAAUAAAGUUGAAGUUGGAGUGAGGAUUCAAAUUCAAGAAAAAAUGGGUACUGUUAAAGAAGGCGGUGCAGGUUCUAAGGUGGAGUUGUUAGCCUAUAUCCACGAGAAAAUGAAAAACAGGAUGUUAGGUUGGUUUGCACAAUCUCUAUCUCAAGGAGGGAAAGAAAUCCUCCUGAAAGUUGUGGUUAUGGCUAUGCAAGUCUUUGCAAUGACCUGCUUUAAACUCCCCAAAAACACUUAUGAGAAAUUGACAUCAGCUAUGUCGGCUUUUUGGUGGGAUUCCACAGAAGAUAAAAGGAAAAUGCAUUGGAUUGGGUGGGAUAAAUUGUGUCUUCCAAAGCAUCUAGGUGGCCUCGGUUUUAAAGACAUCCCAAUAUUCAACCAAGCUCUCCUUGCCAAACAAGCAUGGAGGAUCCUACAGGAUGGCAAUAGUCUCGUUGCCAGUUUCGUCAAAAGCAGAUACUUUGAGGAUGGUGAGUUUCUAACUGCAGACCUUGGUGAUAGACCGUCUUUUGCUUGGAGAAGCAUUUUACAUGGUAGGGAUCUCUUGAAAAGAGGGUUGAGACAAAUGAUUGGUGAUGGUGAAUACACUUUUGUUUGGUCCUCUCGGUGGGUUCUCGAUGGAGUUAUGCGAGCCCCUUUAAUGAAAAAUAUCAUUUUUGAUCUGGAUUUAAAGGUUAAUGAGCUUAUUGAUUAUGCCACUCUCUCUUAG
Molecule: messenger RNA, 876 nt
Organism: Camelina sativa (false flax)
Lineage: Eukaryota; Viridiplantae; Streptophyta; Magnoliopsida; Brassicales; Brassicaceae
Source: RefSeq, a predicted model, not a curated record